UGCCGCAGUAUCAGAGAAACAUCGAUUUAGUACCAGCUCUAGCUUCUUGAGCCAAAAAAUUGUUGUAUUCGAGUGAAAAUGUGUGCGUGUUAAUGAUGAAUUUCUUGAGCGGCUACUCGAUUGCGUGCCGUUGAUCGGAUAAAGAUCAACACACUGUUUAUUUAAUAUUAGCGAAUCAAGUGCAAUAUAAGAUUAGUGGCCGUAUGUCGAGUGCAAGCGGGAGUGAGACGGCGACAAAAAAGACUCACACUGACGCACACUAACACACGGGCGCGCGCGCUUGUGCGUCUGUGUGAGUGUGUGUGAGGUUGGGCUGUGUGUAUAAGUGCAAGAGCGAGGGAGAAACUGCAAAGACUCAAGUGAAAAACUCAAAACAAACUCAAAUGUCGGCGCAAGGCGAUGGGGGCGGGGCAGGGGGUGGAGGAGGUGGCGGGGCUGGCUCCGAAGGAGCCGGAAAUCCCGGACAAAGUUCCACGGCGAACGCCACUGUGGUUGUCACAAAUGGGGGCAGUGCGUGCAAAAAUCAGUUGCCCCUCACCCCGCGUUUCACCGCCGAGGAGAAGGAUGUCCUGUACGGCCUGUUCCAUUUGCACGAGGAGGUCAUCGACAUUAAGCACCGGAAGAAGCAGCGCAACAAGUACUCCGUCCGGGAAACAUGGGACAAGAUCGUCAAGGACUUCAACUCGCAUCCGAAUGUGAGCGCCAUGAGAAACAUCAAGCAGAUCCAGAAGUUUUGGCUCAACUCCAGACUUCGCAAGCAGUACCCGUACAGGGACGGUAGCUCCUCCAAUCUCAGCUCUGGCAGCGCCAAGAUCAGCUCCGUGUCCGUGUCCGUUGCAUCGGCGCAGGUGCCCCAACAGCAACAGCAGCAGCAACAGCAGCAGCACCACCAGCCACACGAUGGCGUCAAGGUGGAGCCGGAGUACCAAAUCAGUCCCGAUGCUUCCGAGCACAAUCCCCAGGCGGACACCUUCGACGAGAUCGAGAUGGAUGCCAACGAUGUGAGCGAGAUCGACGAGGAUCCCAUAGAGCAGCAGCAGCAGCAGCAACAGGAGGCCCAGGCUCAGGCGCAAGCCCAAGCCCAGGUGCAAUCCGCCGCAGCCGAAAUCCAGAAGAUGCAACAAGUGAACGCAGCAGUGGCGGUUGCAGCGGCGAACGCCACCAUGAUCAACACCCACCAAAUCAACGUGGAUCAGAUCAGCACCGAGAAACUGAACCUGACCGAUCUGCUGCACUUUAAGACGACGCGACCCCGCGAGGAGAUCAUACUGCAGAUCAAGCAUCCAGCAGAGGCUACUGCCACCCAGAUACACACCAUACCCUCCCAGGCGCAGCAGCAUCCGAUGGCCACCAUCACCGCCGGCGGCUACAACCAGCAGAUCAUCAGCGAGAUCAAGCCGCAGCAGAUCACCUUGGCGCAGUAUCAGGCGCAGCAGCAGCAGGCCCAAGCGCACGCCCAGGCGCAGGCUCAAGCUCAGGCGCAGGCCCAAGCUCAAGCCCAGGCUCAGGCGCAGGCGCAGGCCCAGCAGCUGGCCCAGCAGCAGUUGGUGGCCGCUCAGCAGCAGCAGCUGGCCGCCGCCGUCCAAGUGCAUCACCAGCAGCAACAACAACACCAGGCUGCCGUUGCCGUCCAGCAGCAACAACAGGCAGCGGCGGCGGCCGUCAAGAUGCAGCUGACGGCCGCCACGCCCACGUUCACAUUUAGCGCGCUGCCGACGGUGACGGCGGCCACGACGGUGCCCACGGCGGUUCCAGUGCCCGUGGCCACAGCCUCAUCGGCUUCUGGGAACUCGGGAGCGGUCAACACCUCGACGGCCUCUUCCGUGAGCAACAACAACACCAGUUUGGGCGGAGGCGGAGGCAACGGAGCCAACAGUUCGUCCUCGGCCGCAGCGGACAGUUUCGAGGAGCGAAUGAACUACUUUAAGAUCCGAGAGGCCGAGCUGCGCGUCAAGGAGCAGCAGCUGUCCACGGAGGCCAAGCGAAUUGAGCUGAAUAAGGCGCAGGAUGAGCUCAAGUACAUGCGGGAGGUGCAUCGACUGCGCGUCGAGGAGCUCAAGAUGAAGAUACGCAUUCUGCAGAAGGAGGAGGAGCAGCUGCGCAAGAUCUCCAAUUCAUGAGAUCUGGAGGACAUCAGCGAUGCCGACGAGGGCGAGGGCGAGGAAAACGCGGACGACGCCUACUUGGAUCGCUUCACCCCGGGGGACUUUUAGUUCUAUAGUCUUAGGUCCACAAACUACCAUCUACAGCUAACCUGAAUCCACAAUCCUGAAUCCAAAUCCGAAUCCCACAUCCCCAUUUCCAAGCUUCAACUUUCCACACACACACACACACACCAAUUAAAAUUUUUUUAGGUUAUUUUUUUUUCUAGUUGUCGCGGGGCGGGGGACACCGGUGGGACUUUAGUCCACCGCUGGCCAGAAUUACCGACUAAGCCAUCACUAAUUGUAAAUCGCAAUCAAUCAAUUAUACAGACACACGAACACACAGCAAAAUACAGUGGGCGUGGCCAGCUAAUCCACGAGGAAAACUUUA
This is a messenger RNA of Drosophila ficusphila, 2535 nucleotides long. RefSeq names its product regulatory protein zeste (gene z). Gene Ontology annotation, biological process: regulation of transcription by RNA polymerase II. Gene Ontology annotation, molecular function: transcription cis-regulatory region binding. Gene Ontology annotation, cellular component: nucleus. NCBI's taxonomy places the organism in Eukaryota, Metazoa, Arthropoda, Insecta, Diptera, Drosophilidae. The record is from RefSeq and is a predicted model, not a curated record.